Eublepharis macularius is the source of this 3967-nucleotide messenger RNA. RefSeq names its product guanylate cyclase activator 1B (gene GUCA1B). Bases 29 to 625 code for a protein of 198 amino acids. Lineage: Eukaryota; Metazoa; Chordata; Lepidosauria; Squamata; Eublepharidae. The record is from RefSeq and is a predicted model, not a curated record. Gene Ontology annotation, cellular component: cone photoreceptor outer segment; photoreceptor inner segment. Gene Ontology annotation, molecular function: calcium sensitive guanylate cyclase activator activity; calcium ion binding. The transcript is spliced from 4 exons. Gene Ontology annotation, biological process: visual perception.
CAUUGUGUCCUCCAAUUUUCAAGGAAGCAUGGGACAACACUUCACAAAUGAAGACGGGGAACAAGCUGAGAUUGAUGUGGCUGAACUGCAAGAAUGGUAUAAAAAGUUUGUGGUGGAGUGUCCAAGUGGGACGCUCUUCAUGCAUGAAUUCAAACGCUUCUUCGGGGUACAGAACGAUCAGGAGGCUGAGAAGUAUGUGGAGAACAUGUUCAGAGCGUUUGAUAAAAAUGGGGAUAACACCAUUGACUUCCUAGAAUACGUGGCUGCCUUGAAUCUUGUUUUGCGAGGGAAGCUGGAACACAAACUGAAAUGGACCUUCAAAGUAUAUGAUAAAGAUGGGAAUGGUUGCAUUGACAAACUUGAACUUCUAGAAAUAGUUGAGGCUAUUUAUAAGCUUAAAAAAAUAUGCCAGCCUGAAGAAGAAACAGAUGCCCCCCGUCUCACUCCAGAGGAAGUUGUUGACAGGAUAUUCCUGUUAGUGGAUGAGAAUGGAGAUGGGCAGUUGUCUCUGGAUGAGUUCGUUGAUGGCGCACGGAAAGACAAGUGGGUGAUGAAGAUGUUACAUAUGGAUAUGAAUCCAGGAGGAUGGAUUGUUGCACAGAGGAGGAAAAGUUCACUGUGCUAAUAGUUGCCUACAUAACUUGGAAAGUGUGACAAUGGAAAGGCUCAGAGUAUUGCAGUUCCAGAUGUUAUCACAUCCUUUCAUGCUGGAACUAUCUGAGAAUUCAAAGAAUGCUUCAGGUAACUCUGAGAAACUGAGCAUCCAUUUCUUAGACAUGCAUGCUGAAAGCAAGAUGGAGUACUGACAUCUGAAGACCACUGCUGACCAGCCAGGCUAGAGAAGACAUGUAUACUUGCCAUUCUGUCUAUUAGCUCACAUUUACAGUUGCAUCCUGAGCAACUAAAGUACAAAAGUCUUGACAUGAAACCUGAGUGACAUUUGGUAUGUUCAGUUCAUACAAAGUGACUGGUAGGUGAGUCAUCCUGCUUUCUUUGUAGAUCAGUGUGUACAAUGCCAGAGGAGAUACAAGUUUACUGAAACAAAGGAAGUGCUUUUGUAACAGACUUUAAAGAGGUGGCUGACUACUCUGUCAUGAUAUUUAAGUUGUGUGUUCUAAUGGUCUUGUUUUCUGUGCAGACUUCAGUACAUGUCCUGCUGCAAAUUUAAACAAUAUGGACGUUGUCUCAUAACAUGAAAAUCAGACUUUCUAACUUCUUUUGUAACAUUCCAAGCAUGCAACAAAUAUUAUGAACACAAAAAAAUACUGUAUUUAAUGUAACCGCAGGACCUAAGUAGAUGGAGUAUAGGACACAGAUACUGAAUGCAACGUGGAGGGGGGUGGUCUUUAUCCACUCAUCCAUUGGUUUUUGGAAGGUUUCUUCACAUGGUAGAUUGAAUUGGAGCCAUUCAGAUUGCAGAAAUUCCAGUGUAACUGAGGAAACCUUGGAACAAUUCAGGUGGCCCUUCAGACUAUGGUUGGAGGAUCAUGAAUGUGCCAUAUGCUCACACAUCUUCUAUCCUUCUCAUGCACUGUCCCUCUCCCAUUACCUACUGGUUUGUAAUGGAAACCUGCAAUGACAUCCACAUUGAGCAAACAAUAGUUGGCGCUUAUCAAGAUUGCCUCCAAAUCAUGGUUUGCAAACUCACUUUUGACACUAAUUUCAGCUCAUGGUUUUAAAGCAAACACUAACCAUAGUUUGCCAAAUUCAGAUGUCAUGUUCAGAUAACGUGAGAUUCUGUUAUACAUUCCCACCACGUUUAGAAUAUUGGAAUGGAACAACUGAAUUGGCUCUGUGUCCUGAAUGAGAGGCAAUGAUGAGAAAUUUACGGAGGAAAUGUCCAUAUUUGCGAAUUCUCAGUGUAGUCUUGUCAUAUUUCAAGAUUUAUAAAUAAGUGCAGGAACAAUUAUGGUCAUCUUUCACAGUUGCUGAGUCUACAACAUUUUUUGAAUGGUGAACAGUCAUCAGUUGAUCAUUAGUGUAUAGCCUCGUAUAUAUUAUUAUAGUUACUAAAGUCCUUCAAAUACAGGAGAACUCAUUUAUUUGAGUGGCCUGGAGUACAUUCAUGUACUAAGGCCUAAUUCUCAUAAAUAGUAGAUGAGGUGAUAGAACCAAUAACUGGACUACACUAUUUCAGUUGCAAAUGUGGACACUCAAGAUGCAGUGUUCCAUUUCCCACCCCACCCCCCAAACUCCUGCACAGAUAAAACUAGCAUGUCAGGGAUAAAGUUAGGUUAAAAACCUGCCUAUUGCAUCUGGGUUUUUGUGUGUGCAGGGUUUUUGGCUUUGUCUUUAUAGAGAGGAGCCAUUAAUCAUAUGAGCCCCCAAUUGCAGACUAAAAUAGUACAACUUAGGCACUGCUGUUUGUGAGAAUAAGGCCAAUGAAAUCAAGACAGGCCUAUGAGAUCAAGACAGAUGGGAUGUUCUGUUUACAUGUGAUUAUAUAAGACUAAUAUAUGGAGAACACUAGUCUUGUGCCUGCAACCUUUCACAUGCACAUCUCUGAUAUAGCGGAACAGGAUUUUCUUUGGAUGUUGUAAAGAAGUAGAAUUAGCAUAGAAUGGUGGUGAACUCUUGCAGACUCUGGAUAUCACACCAGUGAUGAUUUGAGUCAGCUAUUUCCAUGCCACGGCUUGCUGCAAAGCCUAUUUGCAAUGUGGUAAAGAUCUCAUGGGUCAGUUUGCACCAGCAUUCAGCCUUUGCACAAUGUGACCUACCAUUUGGUGCCACUGUGGAGACACUAGAAGAGCAAAGGCCCAGGAUAAGAAGGGCCAAAUGCAAAGAUAAUUUAUUUGUAACAAUGUGCAGUAAGCCUGUUUUUUUUUCUUUUUUAAAUUUUUUUUAUUCAGUUCAACAAUAACAGUGCAACAAUAUUGAAGAUAAUUAUAAAAUAGAGAUUAUAAAUUACAGUAAGGACUAUAAAAUUUGUUUAAACAUUUACAACAUUAUCGGGUGUAUGUUAAACAAUCACAUAACAAGAUUUACAAAAAGCUAAGUAAACAGAGGGAAUUACAUUAUCAUUAUAUCUUAUUAAAUUAAAGUGAGAAAUUGCAGAUGUUUAGGAGGGUGUAGUUCAGUAACAAUGAGAUAUUCAAAAAACGGAAACCAUUUAGUUAAAAAGUCACUUUCUUUAAUAUGAUUUUGUGCUUGGUACAAAUCAUCAUGGAUUUUCUCUUGGAUAUAGUGGUCCCAUAUUUUGCUAAUCCAACCUUCCACCAUUGGAAUUUUUGUAGAUUUCCAGUUACAUGCUAUUAGAGAUUUAGCUGCCAUCAACAGGCUUCGUAUUAAUUCUUUUCUAAUGUGAGGAAUUAUAACAGUAUCCCAUUGAUCUAAAAAAAUCAGUUUAGGGUCUAAUGGAACAAAGUAGCCUGUAAUCUCAUGUAUUUGUCUUAAAUGCAGAAAGCUUGUUGAAGAAAAAUAUUUCCAACUUUAACUUAAAAUAUAGUUUCAAUUCAUUUUCUUUAUUUAAACAUCUAUGUAGGAGGUCGCAAAUAUUGCUUAUUUUUUUUCCUGUGGCCUUUCAUUGUAAAAUCCAGGCUUCUCAUUCGUUUUAUAUACCACACUUCCAUUAUUUUCUUAAUUUAGGAGACUUGGGGUUGAUACUAAGUAGGUAAAUUAAAAUCUUUUCAGUGACCCUGUACAUGUGUGAAUUCUGAAACCACAUUUUGAACAGUUGCCACUAUUCUAUAUGUAAGUUGCAAAAACUUAAAUUAUGGAGGAUUCUCCCCAAAUUAUCUACUUUUAGUGGAAACCAGUAUCUCAAGUCCAGAUGACAGCCAGCUAAUGUGGAAAAGCUCCACAUUUGAUUUCAGUGUGUUUAUGUUGCUGCUGCAGUGAGUACUGAGUAGAGAUGGGCACGAACCAAAAAAAAUUAAUGAACCAGCAGAUCGUAGUUCGGUGCUGACGACGAGCCCAAAUUAAUGAACCGCAAUUAACAUCUCCCAUUCCUGAACUGGAUCAUGGAUUG